AUGCGCUUGCUGUGGACUUUAUCGGCACUAGCCCUCUCUGCCAAAGCCACCAAGACAACAGGAUGUCCUCUUCUGGGACCGGCAUUUCCUGCCCCUACUGCUCUGUCAAAGGAUCCCAUUUUUAUCAGCAAAGCCGAGGAGUUGACUUCAAAGCUCAAUAAAGCCAUCGAGGAUGGCAGCCUACCUUCUAUAUCGUUUGCAGCGCAGGUCUAUAGCAGUGAAGAGGAAGAAUCGGCAUUCCAGUUCUACCACACAGAUGAUCCAGUUAAGUUUGGAUCUGUGGGGGUUCAAAAGGUAGACGAGGAUACCAUGUUCCGCAUUGGUAGCAUAUCAAAGCUGUGGACCAUGUUUCUUUUCAUGACUUUGGAAGGAACACGGUACUUCCAUGAGCCCAUUUCGAAAUACGUGCCUGAGCUGCAAACAAAGUACAGGCCAAAACAAGCAAAGGAUAAAAUCAAUUAUUUGCAAUGGGGCGAUGUGACUAUUGGUGAGCUAGCUAGUCACCAAGCUGGCCUUGCAAGAGACUAUGCAUUUGGAGAUCUUGGAUUCAAGUCAGAUCUUCUCCAAACCCUGGGGUUCCCCCCACUUCCAGAAAAGGAGCAACUGACCUGUGGGAGUGAUUAUCCUUGUGAUAGGAAAGAUCCCUUGACUUCGACCUCACAGACACCGAUAUACUCGAACGCAGGAUAUCAAAUUUUGGGCUAUGCACUAGAGUCAAUCGCAAAAGGCGACUAUGAAGAUAUAUUGAUGGACCGUCUCAUCAAGCCCCUUAACUUGACUCGGUCCUGUCUUCAAGUCCCAGACCCCAGCUUGGCAGUGAUUCCCUACAAUGAGACUUUCAGUUGGUUUGGUUAUGAAAUCGGCGAAGAAGCCCCUGCUGGAGGGAUAUUCUCUUCCGCAAAAGAUAUGGCCACAUUUGGCCGUGCCGUUCUUUCUAGUAGUCUAGUUGACCCUGCCGUGACUAGACGGUGGCUGAAGCCGAUAACACACACAUCAUCCUUGCAAAAUUCCGUGGGCGCUCCCUGGGAGAUCUAUACCUUUUUGAUACCUCGUCGAGUGGACUUGUACGUUAAAUCUGGGGACAUCGGACUGUACUCCAGUUCCAUGGGUCUUUCACCAGAUCACAAUGCCGGAAUCACGGUCUUAGUUGCCGGUGGGAACUCUCACAUGAUGACAUCGACAAUCACUGAGAUGGUUUCCGAUAUUAUGCUUCCCGCACUUGAUGACGUCGCCAGAAAUCAAGCUCUUGCACGCUUCGGGGGUACAUAUGCCUUGACGAAUGACUCCUCCAAUUCGUCAAUCACCAUCACAGCCGAUGACGGGGCUGGCUUGGUAGUCUCAGCAUGGAUCAGCAACUCGGUUGACAUGAUCGAGACUUUGAUGAGUUUGCAAGGAGUAACAGAUCGCUCAGGGAUAAGCAUUCGUCUGCAGCCUAGUGGCCUCGAGACCCCAGGGCGGAUAUCCUUCUUGGCUGUUAUCUAUACUCUUGCUAUGCCAUCAGAUGCUGGGCCUCUUGUUGGGUCCUGCUUUUCGUGGAUUCUGCUUGACUCCAUGGUGUAUGGCAACGUGGGUCUCCCAGAGUUCGAGUUCGCAUUGGAUCAUGAUGGGGAUGCUACGAGCCUAUCCCCCCGGGCACUGCGCGUUACUCUUUCUAGAGUUUAA
Messenger RNA from Penicillium vulpinum, 1662 nucleotides. RefSeq names its product serine hydrolase domain-containing protein. The coding region runs from base 1 to 1662 and encodes 553 amino acids. NCBI's taxonomy places the organism in Eukaryota, Fungi, Ascomycota, Eurotiomycetes, Eurotiales, Aspergillaceae. The record is from RefSeq and is a predicted model, not a curated record. The transcript has 4 exons.